Messenger RNA from Pogona vitticeps (central bearded dragon), 3601 nucleotides. The record is from RefSeq and is a predicted model, not a curated record. NCBI's taxonomy places the organism in Eukaryota, Metazoa, Chordata, Lepidosauria, Squamata, Agamidae.
GUGAUGGUCCUUUGGGUGAUGUGCGGCGCUUGGAGGAGGGAAGCAGGGCCGCUCUCGGCCUCCGGAGCCUCCUCACGAACGUCCUUGCUCUUCCCCUUCCGGGUUUCACAGCACCUUCCGGUGUCGGUCUCUUCCUCCGCCUCCUGAGGGCGCCCAAAAACCACGACCUGCAGACGUCACUUCCUGCAGAGGCUGCCGGGAGAAAUAUUCCCGUGGCCAAUCAGGUGCCCCGAACUCGAAGAAGGCGCGCAAUGUAAACCGAGGCGGGUGUUGUUCGUUCGGCCUCCCCUUUUUUCCUUUCCUUUCCCGCGGGCAGUGAGAGGGCCGUGGGGCCCGCCGGGGAUUCCUUCCCGCCGCGUCGGGAAUGGCAAAUAUUCCCCAAAACAACCUUCAGAAGCAGCUUGAACUUUUUUCUGCCAAAGGAAUCCUACAGAGACCAACACUUUCUAAACCCAAAGCUUUAGGCUUCACAUUCCGAAAGAAAACCUCUUCUGGUAUUUGUGCUCCAGGAGCAAAUGAUUUUGCCUUAAAGGAAAAAGAUGCUAACUCUUCUCUGCAGAAAAUAGAUGUGUCUUUACCAAACACGAAAGAUAAGAACACCAAAAUCAGUAGCUUCUUUGAAACAACAUGUAAAGGACAGGUAGAAAAACAAAACCAGCCAACUGAGCCAUGUUUGAAUGUUUUGGAUAGUUUCACAUCUUCUAGCAAAGACAGUGAAUGGAAUGCACUGAAAGCUAGCCAUAACUGUUUGUCCAGCUCGGUUAUUAAUCUCACUGAUGUCUGGGAUGACAUAGAUGACUUUGAAAUAAGAGGGCACCAAAAGACAUGUUCCAAGUUGUCAGUUUCAUUUUCGGGUGUUCUGUCUCGAAAAGGCACUAAGGUUUCAAAAAACCUUAAUCCGUUCACCAAUUCAUUGCCAAAGCCAUCGGCUGCAGGAGGAAGUAAACAGUUGUGCAGUGAUCCCUGUAUUGAUAACAACAACAAAAGACAGAUGCCUGAUGACAAGAAGCAAAAUGCUUCAAGGGAUCAGUCUGUCAUCUGCCUUGACCCAACACCCAGCCAUUGUGAAAUCUUUGGCAAUGAGGAUUUUCAAGAAGAACCUGUAGCAAAUUACUCAGGUGGCAAAAAGGAGGAAUCUUUGGAAGCACCAAAUGACAGUGGCUUUAUGCUAAAUGAAAGGGAAGAACCAGAUGAUGGAUGGAGUAGUCCAGUUGUGUGCAGUGAAUUUGAUGAAGAAGACUACGUAGAUGUCAUACCACCUUCCCCGGAAGAGAUUUCUUCAUCUGCAUGCUCUUUUAAAAGCAUUAGUCAUGUUUUAAAAGAAUCUGUGGCUGAGGAAAUGCCUGAAGUCUUGAAAACCAACCAUACAGAUUCGGGAGGAGUUACCAAUGGAAACAAUGAAGUGCAUGAAGGCCAAUUUUCUCCACUGGGACAGUCCCUCUAUGAUGUGAUGGAGAGCAUUUGUAAACUGGUGGAUUCCAUACCAGAAAGGGAUCUGAAGUCUUUGCCACAUGGGAAGGAACUAAUUCAGAUUAGAAAUUACAGAAGAAAGCUAUUAAAUAAUUACAAAAGCAGAAAAGACACUGGAAUAUCUCUGGAUGUAGUCAACAAGCAUUGUCCUGGGUCUAAGGGAUCUCCAGAUAGUGGUGUCUCUUUUCAACUGGAAGAAAAGAAUGGCAUCAGUACUCGAGAGGAAACUUCUAUUUAUAGACAGCCUUCCCAGAAACCAUCUGCUGUUUUUGAGUACACCCUUCAUUCAACUCCUUUGGUUGAACCAAACACUCAGGACUCAAGUAAUGAUAAUCUAUUACAUUUUUCAGAGAGUUGUGUUCUGCUCAGUGACACUUCCACACCAGAAAAUACAGCACUGUCUUUAUUCAAGAGAGGUGUCAGUGAAAGAACUUUGUCCAAAAACCCAAAGAUAGAAGAGAGACAGAAGGAUGACUUGUGUUCAGAAGUUUAUUUAAGAACUUUAGGAGGACAAAGCAAACUUUCCGUUCUUCAAAGGAAUCUGAGAGAUGAAAGUUCCUUGCCAAAAGAAAAUGUGGACUUUGAUAAUGAUGAUUUUGAUAUUGAUUUCAACGAACUGGACAGUAUGCUAAGUAUUUCGGAAGCUGAAAGGCCUUAUGGCGAUCAUUACCAGCUUAAGGGUGAAGCAGAGUCUGCCAAAUCAUUCCUGGAAAAAAGGUCCUUCACAGCCAAGGGAGAAGAUUUCCUUCCAACUGCAUUUUUGCCAAACAUGAAACAACUUGCAUCUGCCAAGGCUUCUUUGGUCCCACUGGUCAAAAAUCCUACUUCAAAAAAUUCAUCAUUGGAACACUUCAGAGGCUUAACAUUUCCCCAUUCUGGUGAAAUGAUGAAAAUAUUUCACAAGAAGUUUGGACUGCAUCACUUUCGAACGAAUCAACUGGAGGCCAUCAAUGCUUCUCUGCUGGGAGAAGACUGCUUUAUUUUGAUGCCUACAGGAGGUGGGAAGAGCUUAUGCUACCAGUUGCCAGCAUGUGUUUCAAAGGGAGUCACAAUCGUAAUCUCCCCUUUGAGAUCAUUAAUAGUGGAUCAAGUCCAGAAACUAACAUCAAUGGAUAUCCCAGCUACUUAUCUGACUGGUGAUAAGACUGAUGCAGAAGCAUCCAGAAUCUACAUGCAGUUGUCAAAGAAAGAUCCCAUCAUCAAACUUCUCUAUGUUACACCAGAAAAGGUCUGCUCAAGUGGCCGAUUAAUGUCAACUCUGGAGAAUCUGUAUGAGCGACAGAUGUUGGCCCGCUUUGUAAUUGAUGAGGCACACUGUGUCAGUCAGUGGGGCCAUGACUUUCGCCAAGACUAUAAAAGGCUGAAUAUCCUUCGCAAGAAAUUUUCUUCCGUUCCCAUGAUGGCUCUUACAGCCACUGCAAAUCCGAGGGUACAAAAGGACAUCCUGAAUCAACUGCAAAUGCAUAAGCCCCAAGUGUUCAGCAUGAGUUUUAACCGGCACAACUUGAAAUAUGAUGUUUUACCCAAAAAGCCAAAAAGUGUUGCUUUGGACUGCUUGCAGUGGAUCAGAAAAUACCACCCAUGUGACUCAGGAAUAAUCUAUUGCCUCUCACGGUAUGAGUGUGACUCAGUUGCCAACAUUUUGCAGAAGGCUGGCCUUUCUGCACUUGCAUAUCAUGCUGGUCUUCCUGAUAGUAUCAGGGAUACUGUUCAGCAGAAGUGGAUUAAUCAGGAUGGAUGUCAGGUUAUAUGUGCAACAAUUGCUUUUGGAAUGGGCAUUGACAAACCUGAUGUCCGUUUUGUGAUCCAUGCCUCUCUCCCUAAAUCUAUUGAAGGAUAUUACCAAGAGUCAGGCAGAGCAGGGCGUGAUGGGGAAAUGUCUCACUGCCUACUUUUCUACAGCUAUAGUGAUGUUACCAGAUUGAGAAGACUAAUUAUGAUGGAAAAAGAUGGCAACAGUCAUACACGGCAAACUCAUUUUAACAACCUCUAUAGCAUGGUCCAUUACUGUGAGAAUGUUCUAGAGUGCAGGAGGAUACAACUCUUAGCCUAUUUUGGGGAAACUGACUUUAAUCCUAAAUUUUGUAAGGAAUUCCCUGAAGUAAGUUGUGACAACUGCUGCAAACAGCAG